AUGAGCGGGGCCGGCGGGGCCUGGGACCCGCCUUCCCCGGCCUCCAAGCACCGGCGCCUCGACUCGGCCUGCCAGUCGCAGAAGGAGACCGAGGCGGCCCAGGCGCUGGCCGACAUGACGGCUUGGGGCGGCGGGCGCCGCGAAACCGCCGCCGCCGAGCGGCAGGGGGCGCACCAGACCGCCGCCGCGGGGAGCCUGGAAACCGCCGGCCGGCAGGGGGCGCGCGAAGCCGCCGCGGCAGCAACCGCCGGGGGAAGCCUGGAAACCGCCGCCCAGCAGGGGGCGGGCGAAACCGCCACCCCGCGGAGCCCUGCAGGGAAGGACCCGGUUGCCCGCGAUGGCCGCGCCCGGCGGGACUCGGACGCCGACGGCGAAGAAGAGCGGACCGGGGAUGGAGAAAGCCCGGGAACCGUGAAAGGAGAGCUAGAAACCGCCGCCCGCCGCGCCAAGGGGAGCCUUGAAACCACCAAAUCGGCGGCGGAGGAGGAAGAGGAUGGGGGGGCGGGGGAUGGGCGGGAGGGCAGGAGGAAGAGGAAGGAGGCCAAGGAGAGGCGGAGGGUGGCCGAGCUCGCUGCAGCCGCGGAGGACGAGUGCUCCAUCAUCUCGGUGGGCGAGGAGGAUGAAGAAGAGGAGGAUGAGGACGGGGGCAGCGGGCGGCCAACCACGCCGCCCCCCAAGACGGAGCAGUACCUGGAGGCGCUGGAGUCCGUGCAGCUGGAGCUGGAGACCGUCAACCAGCAGGCCAGCCGGGCCUUCACCCACCUCAAGGCCAAGUUCGGCCACAUGCGGAGGCCCCACCUGGAGCGCCGCAACCGCAUCAUCCAGAACAUCCCCGGCUUCUGGGUCACCGCCUUUCUCAAUCACCCUCAGCUGUCAGCCAUGAUCAAUGACCGGGAUGAGGAUACGUUGAGCUACAUGACCAACCUGCAGGUUGAGGAGUUCACCCACCGAAAGUCCGGCUGCAAGAUCAAAUUCUACUUCAACAGCAACCCUUAUUUCCAGAAUGAGGUCAUCGUGAAGGAGUUCCAGUGCGGCUCUUCUGGCAGGCUGGUGUCCCACUCGACGCCCAUCCGCUGGUGGCGUGGCCUGGACCCCCUGGCUCACGGCCGGAAGAACUUUGAGAUGAACCGCAGCUUCUUCAGCUGGUUUUGCGACCACAGCUUCCCGGCCGGAGACCACAUUGCCGAGAUCAUUAAAGAGGAUCUCUGGCCCAACCCACUGCAGUACUACCUAAUGGGAGAGGGGGGUGAAAACGGUGAAGAAGACAGCGAGACAGAGAACGGGGAUGAUUUUGUGGUCAUCGUGGAUGACGACGGGGAAGAUGAGGAGGGAGAGGAAGAAGAGGAGGACGACGACGAGGGGACAGCGACGGCAGCAGAUGUGCAUGAGAUCAUGGAUGAGGAGGAGGCCGAACAUGGUGACGCCGUGGAAGAGAUCCUGAGCAGCCAAGAGGAGAGUGCGGCUGGUCCUGUGUCCUCCGCCCGCGAAGAGCCAGACGGGAAGGAUUCGGAGGCUGAAAAAGACGGCUAG
Euleptes europaea (tarantolino) is the source of this 1530-nucleotide messenger RNA. RefSeq names its product testis-specific Y-encoded-like protein 4. Gene Ontology annotation, cellular component: nucleus; chromatin. The transcript is spliced from 8 exons. Gene Ontology annotation, biological process: nucleosome assembly. Lineage: Eukaryota; Metazoa; Chordata; Lepidosauria; Squamata; Sphaerodactylidae. Gene Ontology annotation, molecular function: histone binding; chromatin binding. The record is from RefSeq and is a predicted model, not a curated record. Bases 1 to 1530 code for a protein of 509 amino acids.